Messenger RNA from Penicillium psychrosexuale, 1002 nucleotides. RefSeq lists its product as uncharacterized. The record is from RefSeq and is a predicted model, not a curated record. The coding region runs from base 1 to 1002 and encodes 333 amino acids. NCBI's taxonomy places the organism in Eukaryota, Fungi, Ascomycota, Eurotiomycetes, Eurotiales, Aspergillaceae. The transcript has a single exon.
AUGGCAUAUCGACCAGCAGGGCUACGCAGACCAACGAAACCACAUAAGCCAAGUCUACACAAACGGGGGCGCAGCCACGAUGAUGACAGUGAUUCUUCUCGCUCCCCAACUCGGCGGCGCCUGAAUCCCAAAUCCCCGGAGUCCCCAGUACUUUCGCAAGAAAUCGCAGAACCUUCAGCAUCUCCUCUCCUGUAUCCCAUUCCCGAUGACAACAGUACAUCGAGUAAUGGAAUGACUCCAGUUGCGUUCAAUAGCCCUUUAGGUGAUGAAAAGCCCCCACUGUCGGACGAUGAAGUCUGUGAGUUCCAUGAAAAAGGAGCUGCAUACCAAGCAUGGAUUGCCAACCCAACUCUAGGCGGCUGCCAUUGUGGGCAAGCAAGACAGACAUUGUUCGGUCUGUUCAAUAACAGCAAUAAGAGAGAAAGAUUUACAUGUCCAGUGAACCAUUUUGAUGACCCACCUAAAUCCAUCAGGGAUGACUUGAAAAACCUAGGACUCCCAAUAACAAACAAAAAAUACCGCUUCACACGACUAUUCCACUAUGGGUAUAACAAGGAUGGCGACAAAAAAGAAACCCAGUAUCAACAUAGCUUCACAAAAGGCACUCUAAUUGCUGAAUGUAUUUACAGGUACACAGGGCCUCAUUGGUCCAAUGUCGCUAUCGCUCAAUAUAGUUUUGACCACCCCAUCGAUACUCUCGAAUAUCUUUAUUUUACUAAUAUCGUGAAUGAAGAGACCCUGCCCUAUGUGCAGGAAAUCCUCUACCCGAGACAUGAUUUGGAUUGGCCUACGCGUGAUCGUCUUGAGAGUCACGCAUGGGAGUAUGGUACCGAGGAGUAUCGAGAGCUUCUAGGUACACAGCUAGGUAAGGCAGCGGCAUGCUUUGUGCUAGGAGCUUGGGAGAGAGGUACCCGUCGGAUCGCUAGAAUUCACACUAUCGGCCGUGAGUACGAGAUACACCUGCGAUUUGAUAUCGAGGCUAUCCGUACGCUAACUGCUUGA